AGAUGGUCCCUAUUCGUCGCUUAACUCAGGACACCGGGAGUGGAAGGCAACCGGUACGCGCUGGGUCUCAGCCGCUGCAAAAACCCGGCAUCGCAGGGCCAAGAGUUGUUCCAGGGUCCUCCGCCGACUCCAAACCAGCGGGUCUUGACCAAGGGAUUCCAAGAGAGAGAAUUAGGCCCGGCUAAGCACCUGGGAGCAGCGGCGGAAAAAGGAGAGAAAAUCAUCAGGCACGAUGCCAAAAAUGAACUGUGACCUGAAAAAGAGAAGAAAGGAAAAUUGUGCAGGAUGCUACGUUUUGUUUUUUAAAAGUGGGGGUUGAGGCAAUAAAAUACGGAAUAUUUGAUUAACGUAAUCCAGAAUUGUAAAGUUGAUUGCUCGGGAUGAAGAAAGGACUGGGACACAGGCGAUGGGCCUACUUUCCACCGUGAACUGCGGCUCCUCUUUUGAAUUUUGAACCAAGUUUCAUCCAAGAAAACCUUACUGAGCUUGCCAAGAACUGCUCUAAAAACAGGAUUCAGCCGUGAACAAACCUAGUACAGUCCAUCUUAAAGCUGACAUUCCAGAGGAGAUAGAGUGCGGGCACAGAGCCGGCCCUGAGAAGGGAGCGCGCUAAGAGACGACUUUACACAGUGUGCGCGUUCGGGGCGGGCUCCGUGGGCAGAGACGUUUGAAACAAGACCUGAAUGAGGUGGGAGGGAGCAUGCAGGUGGUGGGAGAAAAGAGGUCCACGCAAGGGGAACAGCCAGCGCAGAGGCCACGGGGUUCAGGAACAGCAAGAAGAUCGGGGACACAGGGUCCUGGAAGGCCCUGAGAAGGGAAGUCCGGAAGGAGGGAGCAUCCGGGGGCAGAUGAGGUGAGGCGAGGUCUUCGCCUUUGGGUGAGAAUUGCUGAAGUUCCCGGUGACAUUGGCAAGGGCGGUUUCUGAGGAGGAUGCGGGCGGAAGCUUGAUCCAAGUGGCCUCCAGAGUGAGCGAGGAGAGAGGGUGUGGAAGCGGAUAACACAGGCAGCUCUGCUGCGGGGCUGUGGAGACAGCUGGGGGACAAGAGAGCGCUGAGGUUUGUGUGUGUGUGUGUGUGUGUGUUUGCGGUGGGGGGGGAUAAUACUGAAUAAAAUGGGAAAUUAUAAAUGUAUUAUGUGUUCAAAUACUAAGUAAAGAGUAAAGAAGCCGGAGGACAGUCGCAGAAAAGGUAAUGGAAUGGAUACAAGGCCACGCUUGAGUGUGAGGGGACAGGACCAGGUUCCAGUCUCUAAAUUUAACUCAGCACAGGGCCGGGGCGAACCUGCGCUGGCGGAACCUGACACCGUGGCCCGAGCGCCAGGCCCUUGCCCCGGCGAUGCUGGGUCGGCCUCGGUCGGAAACCGGGAGUGGCGCUGGCAGCAUUUGUGCGCCCACCUGUCGCGGCCCGUUUCCCGCGGCUGACUGGGUCAGGCUGGGGCGGCCUGGAGAGUCUGAGGGACGGGGGCGAGGGGGAGAGGCCGCUGGCCAGGGCGGGGGCUGGUGGAGCGCAGAUCCGGGGCGCAGGGCGCUGUCCCGCACUUGAAUGGCCCAGUGCCUCCCGGCCCGUAGUCAACGUGCGCCUCCCCUCCCGGCUCCCAGCCGGGCGCGGCCCGGGGCUCAAGUCUCUGCCUGCCCAGUGGCAGCCCCGCCCUUCCUCUCCCAGUGGGCCCUCGGCGCCCAGCUCCGCGUCCUGUGAGGUCCAGUGGCCGCCCAGGCGCGACCAGAUCUGGGUGCGCGGAGAGCGCGCAUGGCGGCUGUGGGACCGCGGACCGGCCCCGGAACCGGGGCCGAGGCUCUAGCGCUGGCGGCAGAGCUGCAGGGCGAGGCGACGUGCUCUAUCUGCCUAGAGCUCUUUCGUGAGCCGGUGUCCGUCGAGUGCGGCCACAGCUUCUGCCGCGCCUGCAUAGGGCGCUGCUGGGAGCGCCCGGGCGCGGGGUCUGUUGGGGCCGCCACCCGCGCGCCCCCCUUCCCACUGCCCUGUCCGCAGUGCCGCGAGCCCGCGCGCCCCAGUCAGCUGCGGCCCAACCGGCAGCUGGCGGCAGUGGCCACGCUCCUGCGGCGCUUCAGCCUGCCCGCGGCCGCCCCGGGAGAGCACGGGUCCCAGGCGGCCGCGGCCCGGGCAGCGGCUGCCCGCUGCGGGCAGCAUGGCGAACCAUUCAAGCUCUACUGCCAGGACGACGGACGCGCCAUCUGCGUGGUGUGCGACCGCGCCCGCGAGCACCGCGAGCACGCCGUGCUGCCGCUGGACGAGGCGGUGCAGGAGGCCAAGGAGCUCUUGGAGUCCAGGCUGAGGGUCUUGAAGAAGGAACUGGAGGACUGUGAGGUGUUCCGGUCCACGGAAGAGAAGGAGAGCAAGGAGCUGCUGAAACAGAUGGCAGCGGAGCAGGAGAAGGUGGGGGCAGAGUUCCAGGCACUGAGGGCUUUCCUGGUGGAGCAGGAGGGUCGGCUGCUAGGCCGCCUGGAGGAACUGUCCCGGGAGGUGGCACAGAAGCAGAAUGAGAACCUGGCCCAGCUCGGGGCUGAGAUCACCCAGCUGUCCAAGCUCAGCAGCCAGAUCCAGGAGACAGCUCAAAAGCCUGACCUUGACUUUCUCCAGGAAUUCAAAAGCACGCUGAGCAGGUGUAGCAAUGUGCCUGGCCCCAAGCCAACCACAGUCUCUUCUGAGAUGAAGAAUAAAGUCUGGAAUGUUUCUCUCAAGACCUUUGUCUUAAAAGGGAUGCUGAAGAAGUUCAAAGAGGACCUUCGGGGAGAGCUGGAGAAAGAGGAGAAAGUGGAGCUCACCUUGGAUCCCGACACGGCCAACCCGCGCCUCAUCCUCUCUCUGGAUCUUAAGAGUGUGCGCCUCGGCGAGCGGGCCCAGGACCUGCCCAACCACCCCUGCCGCUUCGACACCAACACCCGCGUCCUGGCGUCCUGCGGCUUCUCCUCGGGCCGGCAUCACUGGGAGGUGGAGGUGGGCUCUAAGGACGGCUGGGCCUUUGGCGUGGCCCGCGAGAGCGUGCGCCGAAAGGGCCUGACGCCCUUCACUCCCGAGGAGGGCGUCUGGGCCCUGCAGCUCAACGGCGGCCAGUACUGGGCCGUGACCAGCCCCGAGCGGUCGCCCCUCAGCUGCGGGCACCUGUCGCGCGUGCGGGUGGCCCUGGACCUGGAGGUGGGAGCCGUGUCCUUCUACGCUGUGGAGGACAUGCGCCACCUCUACACCUUCCGCGUCAACUUCCAGGAGCGCGUGUUCCCGCUUUUCUCUGUUUGCUCCACGGGCACCUACUUGCGAAUCUGGCCUUGAGGGGCACUGCUGGGGAGCUCCUGUCUCUGGGCUGCCGGUGGGAGGGGAUGUCGCCUCCCCAGAGAUGCCUGGUCCGUCUUGGGUCUGCCCUCCGUGCUCCUGACCCCUGCUGCCCAAGAGAGCCUGCUACAGACACAACCCCGAGGCAGGAGAGUGACUGUGGCCAACCGAGCAGGGGAACAGGGGCUUUGGACUCCUGAGGGUGUUCCCUUCCUGAGGUCACAUGUGGAUUUGGCCAGAGCCUACAGGAGGUGGAGGCCGGUGAGGUCAGGAGCCCAGCUCUCCAGGGGGCUUCUGCCCUGACUGGGAAGGGUGCCUGGCUCCCUAAAACAAUGUCAAAGCCAGUCCUGCUGUUCUCUGUUGCCAGGGGACAGGUCUGGGCCUGGGCCAACCACGUUUGUUAUCAUGGCUGCUGCCUUCUGGACAGCUGCCAGCUCUGCCUUGAGAAGUUGUGGGACCUCUGGAUCCAGCUGACCUGACAGGUCAUCUACUCAGGGAGGAUCCCUGUGCUCCCAGCUCAGAGGACAGUCUGGGCCAGAACUGGAAGGAGCCAUCUGUCCCGUCUUUGAGGGACAAGCCCGGGACAACAGCCAGUGGGCAUCACGGCUCUCCAGCACUCCUUAGCCAGAGGAUACAGAGUGAUGGGUGCAUCCUGACCAAUGCGACAACCAACACGUGCUCUCACAAACACCUGACUCCCACACUUUCCAGUGCCAAAGUACAAACGCUGCUUGGAUAAGGAGAGCAAAGCUUCUGGAACUUUAUUUACUCUUUCUUUUUAAUUUUCUUUUAAGAGACUGGGUCUUGCUAUGUUGCCCAGGCUGGUCUUGAACUCCUGGCCUCAAGUGAUCCUCCAGUUUCCAUCUCCCUAAGAGCUGGGAUUACAGGUGUGAGCCGCUGUACCCGAACUUUUUUUGUUUUUGCUUCUGGAACUUUGAAACACAAAACACAAGUUGGCACUUACAAUUUUAAAGAUGCAGCCAGCUCUAAACAACGCACAGAGCACAAAUAUGCUCCUGACGGACUCAGGAAAAUGCCAACAGCAGAGCACCCUGGUGCCAAGGCCUUCUCAGCCCAUGCCCUGGAGGGCAUUCCCCUGGCCAGCCUCAGCCCCUUGUCUACUUGUUCUCCAGCUUCUGGGUAGCUGGGCUUCUGGAUGGGUGGCAGUGGGCUGCUCCCUGCUCAGCGCUCCCCUGGGAAGGGGGUGAGGAGAUGAAAAUGAAGACUAUGAGCUGUC
Messenger RNA from Pan troglodytes (chimpanzee), 4518 nucleotides. It is a transcript of the gene TRIM7, whose product is annotated as tripartite motif containing 7. Lineage: Eukaryota; Metazoa; Chordata; Mammalia; Primates; Hominidae. The record is from RefSeq and is a predicted model, not a curated record. The coding region runs from base 1746 to 3281 and encodes 511 amino acids. The transcript is spliced from 7 exons. Gene Ontology annotation, molecular function: zinc ion binding; protein binding.